AUGGUUGGCCUUGUUCCCUUCGUGGGAGUUGCGUGUCUAAAAAUCCUCUUACCUGAAGAGAGACCGGUAUUAGGCUUGAAGCAGCUGUCGUUAAAGUGUUUACCACAAAUAAAGCGGAGUCUAGUUGAAGGUGACAGAUAUUCUGUCGACCGAUACGUACAGACCCCUGCCAAGAAAUCCAACCGCUGCCAUCGAACGCAACAUCAACAACCAGCUCCGCGCUCUCUAUCAAGAUCAAGUCAUCGACGCACUCACGUACUGUCCUCUGCACCCACCUGCAUACGCUUUUUUGGUCAACCAAAGAUACACAAGCCCGAUGUUCCACUCCGUCCCAUCGUGGCAUCCAGAGGUUCUCCGACAUACAACACAGCCAGAUAUCUCACCAAGAUCCUGCAACCACUUGUCGGUAACACCCAACAUCACAUCACCAACUCAAGCCAGUUCGUCAACAUAAUCAAAGACAUCUACUUCAGUCAAUCUGACAUUCUUGUCAGUUUUGACGUAGUCUCCCUCUUCACAAACAUACCAAAUAUAGAAGCAUAUGAUAUCCUCGUCACCUGCAUCUCCUCAUCCAGUUUCCGGUGGAGGGACCAGUUCUAUGAACAAACCUCAGGGGCCGCCAUGGGAUCUCCUCUAUCCCCGGUCCUUGCUGAUUUGUUCAUGGAAGAGUUUGAACUGGAUACCAUCGAGAACGCUGAUCUUCGCCCCAACCUCUGGCUCCGCUAUGUUGAUGACACCUUCGUGGUUUGGCCCCACGGAAAGACAGCACUUCGCCAGUUCCUGCAACACCUCAACUCUCAGCAUCCACUCAUCAAAUUCACCAUGGAGCAAGAAGAAAACAAGACCAUCUCUUUCCUCGAUGUCCAAGUCACCAGAAGAGAAGAUGGGACCCUUGCUCACACUGUACAUCGCAAGCCCACACACACCGACCGAUAUCUACACAGCUCUUCAUUCCACCAUCCUCGCUUCAAGUCUGCUGUCCAAAACACUUUGGUCCGCAGUGCGUUCAACACAUGCGACCAAGACACCUUGAAGCAGGAACUUCACCACAUCAAGACAUCACUACAACUCAACGGAUACAAGUCUUUUAACUUCAGCCAGCCCAAACCAAGCCUCUCACCUGAAGACAGACCAGAAUUCAAGGCAACCGUCACCAUCCCUUACAUCGGCCACGCAACACACCAACUUCAACGCAUCUUCAGCCAAGUACAAGUCAAGACCUUCCACACAGCACCCAACAAGAUACAAGCAUCUCUUCAAACACACAAGGACAAACAAGACACCCAAGGCAAGCCCGGCGUUGACCGGAUUCCCUGUGAAUGCGGUAAAGUCUACAUCGGGGAGACCGGCCGCAACAUCUACCAGAAUCAAGACUAA
Molecule: messenger RNA, 1377 nt
Organism: Asterias rubens (European starfish)
Lineage: Eukaryota; Metazoa; Echinodermata; Asteroidea; Forcipulatida; Asteriidae
Exons: 2
Coding region: 1-1377 (458 amino acids)
Source: RefSeq, a predicted model, not a curated record